AUGUCUGCGAAGAGUACCGCCGUGGACCACGUCACCAAGACGUCCAGCGACUACGAAGAUGGGCAUGCCGCUCAAGGAGAAUUCAGUUCCGUGAUCUCCGACGAAGACCGCUUCGGCUUCUCCGAAAAGCAGAAGAAGAGCAUCAUCCGACGGAUCGAUCUUCGAGUUGUCGGUCUCCUCGGCGCCAUGUACGCCACCUCUUCGGUCGAUAAUGCGACCAUUGGGCUGGUACUCAUCGCUGGAAUGGGAGCGGAUAUGAAACUCAACAGUACGCAAUAUAGUACCAUCACUUCGAUGUUCUAUGUGACGUUCCUCUUGUUCCAAUUACCGGCCGCCGUCAUCCUCCGCAAGGUCGGCCCAAAGAAGUUUCUUUGCACCAUCACGAUACUGUGGGGUCUGACUACGCUCGCCUGCGGCUUCGUACGAAACUGGUACGACCUCGUCGCUCUCCGCCUCGUCCUCGGAGUCUGGGAAGCCGGCAUGUUUCCAGCAGUAACCUACUUCCUCUCCCUCUGGUAUCCCCGAUACUCCAUGCAGAAGCGCUAUGCUCUCUGGCUUAUGCUUGGAAUCAUCCCCGCUGCCUUCUCUGGUAUCGUUUGCUACGGCAUCUCUCAUCUUGCCGGCAAGGGCGUCGGACCGAAAGCUUGGUCUCAGAACCAGACUGGGGACGGGAUCGCAGGCUGGCGAUACAUCUACUGGAUCUUCGGCGCCUGUACUCUCUGUGUCGGCAUCUUUUCGUUCUUCUUCAUCGUCGACUUUCCCGAGAAACUCGCCUUGGGCACCUCCAAGACCAAGCGUCCCUUCCUCUCGCAGGAAGAAGCUGCAUGGGCCGUGUCCCGUGUCGAAGCUGAUCGACACGAUGUCAUGCCGCCGGAGUUCCGAGUCUGGGAAUAUCUCGGCCAUUUGAAGGACGCCAAACUCUGGGCGAUGGCGCUGUGUUAUGGAUGUAACACUGUCGCUUUGCACGGGGUUGGAUUUGCGCUGCCUUACAUCCUCAGCGAGGGCAUGGGCUACGGCGUUGGUGAGGCGAUGGCCCUUUCCACGCCGCCAACGCUACUCGGCAGUAUCACCAUGGUCUUUGCGGCGUACUUUGCGGACAGGUUCCGGCGUCGUACGCCAUUCAUCUUGGUCGGUGCUUGUAUGGUGAUUGUUGGACUGAGUCUGAUCGGCUUCGUCGAGAUCGUCGGCUUGAGAUAUUUUGGCGUCUUCUUGUCCUUGUGCGGUGGACUGUCGAACACGCCAGCCAUUCUGGCUUGGCAGGCGAAUAAUAUUCGAGGUCAAUGGAAACGCGGAUUGUCGACUGCGCUGUUGUCCAUCUUCGCCUCAUUGGCGGGCCUGGUCGGAUCCUUCGUCUUCCGAGCCCAGGACAAACCGCAUUACUAUCCCGGCAUAAUAACUUGCAUUGGAGCUCAAACGAUCAUGAUCAUCAUUGUGUUAUCCUUGAACGUGGUUUUCAAGCGGGCGAACAAGAAGGCUGCGGCGACGGGCAUUCCAAUAGAGGGAUUGGAAGGGUUUCGGUACACAUCUUGA
This is a messenger RNA of Zymoseptoria tritici IPO323, 1530 nucleotides long. RefSeq lists its product as uncharacterized. The record is from RefSeq and is a predicted model, not a curated record. Gene Ontology annotation, molecular function: transmembrane transporter activity. Lineage: Eukaryota; Fungi; Ascomycota; Dothideomycetes; Mycosphaerellales; Mycosphaerellaceae. The transcript is spliced from 6 exons. Gene Ontology annotation, biological process: transmembrane transport. The coding region runs from base 1 to 1530 and encodes 509 amino acids. Gene Ontology annotation, cellular component: membrane.